CCUCGUUAAUCAGAGGUAAAUUCAGUAUUUAAACUUGACGUAUUUAGAGGUUUUGAAUUGUUUGAAAUAUUGAGUUCAAGACUUGAUAUUUAUACUACAUUUUUUCGAACUUUUCAUGUAUACAUCUAUGAUAUAUGUUGAAGAAAUGAUGGAUUUAAUUGAACCUGACUCUCAACAUCAGUAGUGGCGGGAUCAGGAUUUUCACUGAUGAGAUUCAAAAUAUAAAGACGUAGGCACACGAAGAUGCCAAGGAAUUCAACAUCUACUAUAUAUACGUUAACAAAUAACGUUGAUCUUGUACAUUACAAAUUUCCCCUUGUGUCGAGAAGUGGACGAAUUCGGAGGCUUGUAGCUGAGCACAGAGAUUCUGAUAUAUCAAGAAUUGAGCUUGUUAGUCUACCAGGUGGAUCUGAAUCAUUUGAGUUAGCAGCCAAAUUCUGUUAUGGUGUCAACUUUGAGAUCACAUCAUCAAAUGUUGCUCAACUCUGUUGUGUAUCCGAUUACCUCGAGAUGUCAGAGGAUCACUCGAAAAACAAUCUUGGUUCUCGAGCUGAAGAGUAUCUCGACAGCAUUGUCUGCAAGAAUCUUGAAAUGUGUGUUGAAGUCUUGAGACAAUCCGAAAACUUACUCCCCCUUGCUGAUGAGUUGAAAAUCGUUACCAGAUGUAUCGAUGCUGUAGCCUCAAAAGCUUGUGUUGAGCAGAUCGCUUCAAGUUUCUCGCGUUUGGAGUAUAGUAGCUCAGGGAGGUUGCAUAUGAGUAAACAAGCCAAUUGUGAAGGGGAUUGGUGGAUUGAGGAUCUUUCUGUUCUUCGUAUCGACUUGUACCAACGUGUCAUAACUGCAAUGAAAUUCCGCGGUGUUAGACCUGAAAGCAUUGCAGCAUCAUUAGUAAGCUAUGCACAGAAGGAGUUAAUACAAAAGUCUAUUUCUGGUUCAAAAGAAAAACUCGUGGUUGAGACGAUUGUUAGCCUGAUGCCUGUUGAGAAAUUCGUCGUUCCUUUGAGCUUUCUGUUUGGAUUGUUGCGAAGUGCUGUGAUGCUAGACUGCAAUGCUGCUUCUAGACUUGAUCUCGAGAGACGGAUAGGAUCUCAGCUGGAUAUCGCAACUCUAGAUGACAUACUAAUUCCUUCGUUUCGUCAUGCUGGUGAUACUAUGUUUGAUGUUGACACAGUGCAUAGGAUCUUGGUUAAUUUUUCACAACAGGAAGGCGAUAGCGAUGAUGAGAUGGAAGAUGUAUCGGUUUUUGAAUCCGAUAGCCCUACUGCUACACCAUCACAAACUGCAUUGUUCAAAGUAUCAAAACUGGUUGACAACUACCUAGCUGAAAUUGCACCAGAUGCAAAUCUGAAGCUGAACAAGUUCAUUGCUAUUGCAGAAACAUUACCAGCACACGCGCGAACUGUACACGAUGGCCUUUAUCGAGCCAUAGACGUUUACCUCAAAGCUCAUCUAACUUUAUCAGAUCCAGAUAAGAGGAGACUAUGUAAAUCAAUCGAUUUCCAAAAACUCUCACAAGACGCUGGUGCACACGCUGCACAAAAUGAACGUCUUCCCUUACAAUCAAUCGUUCAAGUUCUCUAUUUCGAGCAAUUAAGGCUAAGAAACGCCUUGUUUUGCUCGUAUCCUGAUGAUGACAUUAAGCCAAUGCAUCAAUCUUGGAGGAUAAACAGUGGUGCUCUUAGUGCAGCAAUGUCUCCUAAGGACAAUUAUGCUUCGUUGAGACGAGAAAACAGAGAGCUUAAACUUGAGCUAGCGCGAAUGAGGAUGAGAUUGAAUGACUUGGAGAAAGAUCAUGUUUGUAUGAAGAGAGAUAUGCAGAAAUCCAGCUCGCGAAGAUUCAUGAAAUCUUUCUCCAAAAGGAUUGGGAAGAAGUUCAACAUUUUCGGACAUAGUUCCUCGAGGGAGUCUACUAAUUCUCCCUCGAGGCACUCGGAAAGAACUGAUUCUAAGAUAACUGAUAGAACAUGACUAUCCAUUAUCCAGGUACAUCUAGUUACACGAAAUUUUGUAUAGAUAAGGCUACAGAUGUGUGAAAGGCGCGUUGAAGGAUGUGAUCUUGUUAGAUGUAUACACUUAAAACUUUCAUUUUUGCAUAUGUAUAAGCAAUGGAUUCAGUUGAACCCACACAACCCGCCCUAGAUCCAUCUCUAGACUGAAAGGGCGGGCUAAGGUCACAACUUACAAGUUUGUAGUCUCAUUAUGAACUUCCCAAGAGGUCGAUCGUUCUAUGUUCCAGGGUUGGGUUGGAUAGGACCAGAUCCAAAUGUAGAUUAGUUAUUGCUUCAAGUUCAGAUGUUGUAAUAGGCUUAAGUUUUCUCCUAGUUUCACCGGUGAAGUGAACGGGGAUUCAAGUUUUUCAUUUCACUCAAUAUAAAAGUAGGUCAUAUCUUUAAACCA
Molecule: messenger RNA, 2397 nt
Organism: Solanum pennellii
Lineage: Eukaryota; Viridiplantae; Streptophyta; Magnoliopsida; Solanales; Solanaceae
Product: BTB/POZ domain-containing protein At5g48800-like
Exons: 3
Coding region: 244-1968 (574 amino acids)
Molecular function (GO): protein binding
Source: RefSeq, a predicted model, not a curated record